UGUGUCCAACGUGCGGCUGUACCUCUCCUGUCAUGUGCGCUUUAUUAGUACCAGCAACAGACAUAAUGUUAACGGAAGAGAGCCAAGUGGAAAACAGCGGUACGGAAGAAGAGCAGAAAGGGACCAAAAGGAAGAUUUCUCUCUCAAAUUGUGGCGUGUGUGGAUCAGAGGAGGCGAAGUACAGAUGUCCUGGCUGUCUUUCCCACUCCUGCAGCUUGCCAUGUGUGAAGAAACACAAAGAAGAUUCGGGAUGCAGUGGCGUGAGAAAUAAAACAGCCUUUGUGACCCUCUCACAUUUUGAUGAAAUGGCACUUCUCAGUGACUACAGGCUUCUGGAGGACACAGGACGAUUUGCAGACGGUGCCUCCAGAGACAGCCUCAUUCGGUCUCCGCGUUCCACUUUAAAGGCGAAGAGGCUGGCAGCCAGUGCCAGAAAGAUGAAUAUCACAUUAAGGUUCCUCCCCAUCACUUUCAGUAAAAGCAGAGAAAACUCCACUGUCUACUUCACAAAAGAAAAACUGUUCAUGUGGCACCUGAAGCUCAUCUUUCCUCAGAGAAGCACAGAGUUCAGUCAGAAGAGGGUCCCUGACAAGCAAACCUUGGAGCAGAUCUUGACCUCUUAUAUCCACCCUACAGAGUCGGACCCUGUGACACGUCAAAAGUUGAAGAUGUAUGUGCACACUCCGUUUGAUCAUGUGAAAGUCUUCAUGAAAGCCGAGGGGAGAAAGGCGAACUCUGUGAGGUACCAUGAGUUGGACAUCUGCAAGACCCUAAGGGACAACCUGAGCUUCAAAACACUGAUUGAAUAUCCUGUGCUGCAUGUUGUGCUCAGAGAUCAUUGGAAGGAGUAUCCACUGAAAGGACCAGCUCAACCUGCAUCAGCCUGCAAUAAUUUUGCAACAAAGAAAGAAGAGGUGAACCAAGUUUCACCAUCCUUACAAGGAGCUUGCACCCCGCGAGGAACCAACAUCUGGACAGGAACCCCGGAGACCAGCCCUGAAACUGAACUCCCACAAGUGAAAAGGGCCAGAAGAGAAGCAGGGGAGGAAGAGGUAGAGGAGGGAGAGAUCAUAGACAGUAGUGAGGAAGAAGAGAAGGAAAGAAAUGCUGAAGAGAACACCUCAUUUAGUUAUAGCUGUGAUGGUGCAAAAAGACCUGCUAGUGACAUGGAGGCGAUUAAAGACAAACCAGCAGACAGUGUUGGGGUUAAUGUUAAUGAUGAUAUUAAUAAACACAGUGACAGCAGCAGGGAUCAGUCCAUAAACGAGAACAUCUCUGGUUCAGCUGAUGACAAUGAGCUGUCAGAGAAGAGUGCUGAGGUCAGCAUGUAUAAGGAGGAUGCUGUGAAAGAGCCGGGGCCUGUUCAUACCCAUCACUGUCAUGAUGAAAAUGAGUCAGGUCAGACUGCUGACAGCUGUGGACGUGAGUGAUAACUUCAGAUAUUUGGGAUGAAAUUAAUGAGCAGGCAGACAUAUCUGAUCUGACAGGAAGUUUUCAAUCUUAUGUCCGUAUACAGUGGACCAAUGCAAUCCAACAGUAUUUUCAGUUAUUUUUAACAUUAGAUUUAAUAAAUGAUAGAUACAGUUGAUACCACUGUAUCUGUGCUGUAUUGUAUAUACAUGGAAUCAUUUCAGUUUCAAUGUUAAUGUUUAUUAUUUAGGUUUAAUCGGUCUGGACAUAUGUUUUCUUGAAUAAAGACUUUUUGGGAUUUUUUUUGUCUAUUUGUACUGCUGCUCAUCUGUGGUGGAUGCUGACAUAAGACCAAACAUGACAAAAAUGUAGCUUUUAGGAAGUGUCAUCCGUAUUGCAAUUAGAUUUAAAAGUUAAUUCUGUACUUCAGAAACACUGUUACACUGCUGAACACUGCUAAAUAUCUACUAUUCUCUCUAAGCUCUAUCUUGAAGUGCAUUUAUCAGCUGUUCUUAAGCUUUCGGUCUUCUUUAUCAUACUCCAUCUGUUCAUAAUGUUAAUUAUUUGAUAUGAUUAAAAGUUCCAGAACAUUUAAUAAAUGGACCUUGAGAUGAGCUUGUUUUGUAAAGUCCUGUUUCCAAAAUCAAUAGGGAACAGUGCACUGUGAAACUCAAUUUGAUGACAACAUGAAGGAGAAUUCCUCAAGACGUUGAGAAAAAGGAACUUCGAAACAAUACAGUGUUAUUGUUUUUAAAUGUAUUGCGAUAUGCUGAAUAUUGUAAUGACAUUUUAUGCAAUAUUAUGGUGGCUUAUUACUUUUUUCCAACUACAUAUCGUGUCCCCAAAUGAAAACUGUCAGCAUCUGUUUUAUCUAAUAACAUAAAGUUUUCAGCUAUAUAUACACUUGGCGUACGUGUAUCAACACAGUAUUGUCAUGCAAAAUAUUGCAAUAAUAUGCUGUAUCAGUUUUUAUUUAUUUUUUUCCUUAUCUAUCCUAUCCCAAUAAAUGUCACUAUGAAGCUUUUUUUGUAAACAGACGACCUUUAAUUUUAAUCUUUAGUUGAAAAAAUGCUCUACAUAUAAAAUGUGUUAUCAAUAUAAAGCUCUGCAGUUUUAUUAUUUGUGUUAAACAAUCAUUAGGUUCUUUGUCCCUCUCUUGACUGUUUGUUUUAAUUGAAAACUAAGUGAAACCAGCACCUUGCAGGGCCCCCAUCACCUUUGAAGUUGAAUAUAUUUCUUCUCUCUGUCAAGCGUCAGUAAGACCAUUAGUCUCGUUUUUCCAUCAGCUAAUAAAAGUUAAUGUUGACAUGCUCGUUUUUCUCACACCUCUGGGGUGUAUCCCUCUGUGAAUGUUCUUGCGCCUGUGGUGCCUCUACGUGCCGUACUCUUAC
Plectropomus leopardus (leopard coralgrouper) is the source of this 2801-nucleotide messenger RNA. RefSeq names its product zinc finger HIT-type containing 6 (gene znhit6). Gene Ontology annotation, biological process: maturation of LSU-rRNA from tricistronic rRNA transcript (SSU-rRNA, 5.8S rRNA, LSU-rRNA); box C/D snoRNP assembly; snoRNA localization. Lineage: Eukaryota; Metazoa; Chordata; Actinopteri; Perciformes; Serranidae. Gene Ontology annotation, cellular component: pre-snoRNP complex; nucleus. The record is from RefSeq and is a predicted model, not a curated record.